AUAAUUAUCCAUAAUAAAAUCUUUCUCCUCUUCUUUCACUUUCAUUUCUUGAAUUUCUACAAAUUCUACAGAAAAACCCAUUUCUUUUUUCUUUCUAUUGAAACAUUUCAAAGAAAGUGACCAAUUUCAUAUUUAUGGCUCCAAGCAAGAUUAGAAGGGCUUUAGGAGCAGUGAAGGACAAGACGAGCAUAGGCCUUGCCAAAGUUGGCAGCAGCACCUCAUUGUCGGAUCUUGAAGUCGCGAUUGUGAAGGCCACGAGACACGAAGAGUACCCAGCGGAGGAGCGCCACAUUCGAGAGAUUUUGAGCCUAACAUGUUAUUCAAGAGCGUAUAUAAGCGCGUGCGUCAACACCCUCUCGAGGAGGCUCAACAAGACCAAGAAUUGGACCGUCGCGCUCAAGACGCUCAUGCUGAUCCAACGCUUGGUGUUGGAAGGUGACCCUGCGUACGAGCAAGAGAUCUUCUUUUCAACCAGGCGUGGAACGAGGUUCCUCAACAUGUCAGAUUUUAGAGACGUCUCUCAAUCAGACUCUUGGGAUUACUCGGCAUUUGUUCGCACUUACGCAUUGUACCUCGAUGAAAGGCUCGAGUAUCGCAUGCAAAGUCGACGUGGGAAACGCAGCGCAUUUGGAAUAGAGGAUGAAGAAGAACAAAACAAUCAAAACAACAUCAACAACAUCGACACUAACAAUAACAACAACAGCCAAGCCAUUGUUGUAAGAGCCGCACCGGUACAAGAAAUGACAACUGAACAAAUAUUCUCAAAGACACAGCAUCUACAACAGCUUCUCGAACGCUUUUUGGCUUGUCGUCCUACAGGCGCUGCAAAGAACAAUAGAGUGGUGUUGGUGGCAUUGUAUCCAGUUGUGAAGGAAAGUUUCCAAAUAUAUUAUGACAUAACUGAAAUAAUGGGGAUUCUAAUCGAUCGUUUCAUGGAGCUGAACAUCCCCGAUUGCGUCAAAGUGUACGAGAUCUUUUGUCGUGUCGGGAAGCAGUUUGACGAGCUAGAUCAACUGUAUUCCUGGUGCAAAACCAUUGGAAUCGCUCGCUCUUCCGAGUACCCUGAAGUCGAGAAAAUAACUCCAAAGAAACUCGAAGUGAUGGACGAUUUCAUCAAAGACAAGUCCGCCUUGGCCCAGUGCAACAGGGACAGACCCAACAAGCCCCUCCAGCUCCAAAUCACAGAACAAGAAGAAGAAGACUCAAAACAAGAACAAGAACCAGAAGAUCAAGACAUGAACGCCAUUAAAGCUCUUCCCCCACCUGAGGAUUUCAAGCCUGAACAAGAACCAGCAGCCAUUGAAGUGAAGGAGGAGAGUGAACCAAAGGAAGACGAGAAGAAGAAGGAUGAGAAUCCAAUGAUGUGUGAUCUGUUGAACUUGGGAGAAGAUCAUGCCAUAAUGAGAGAGGAGAAUGCUGAUAAAUUGGCGUUGGCAUUGUUCGAUGGAAGUGGGCCAAAAGUUGAGGCUUUGCCAGCGCCAACAUGGCAGGCCUUUAAUGAGGAAACUUCAGAUUGGGAGACUGCGUUGGUUCAAUCAGCAAGCAAUUUGAGCCAUCAAAGGGCUGAACUUGGGGGUGGAUUCGACAUGCUGCUUCUGGAUGGGAUGUAUAAGCAGCCCACAGUAGUCACAGGAGUGGGCAGCUCAGGGAGUGCCAGCAGCAUGGCUCUUGGGUCUGCAGGAAGGCCUGCCAUGCUUGCCUUGCCGGCCCCUCCGCCUCCGGGAGAAGGCGGCGCUUCGAGUUCCUCGAGCGACCCUUUUGCGGCAUCGGUGGCGGUGGCGCCGCCAUCGUACGUCCAGAUGUCGGAAAUGGAGAGGAAGCAGAAGCUGUUGGUGGAGGAGCAGCUGAUGUGGCAGCAAUAUGCGAGGGAUGGGAGGCAAAUACAGCACAACCCUUAUGCAGGAGGAUUCACACACAGUUAUUAGGGUUUUUGAUGGUUUGGUUUGGUUUUUAAUAUCCUAACUGAUCACUUUGUAAUUCUAUGCCUCUUUUAUUAGUACUUUUCUUUUCCUACUCUUUUCAUUGUAAUUUCUCCACAUUGCUUUUUUUUUUCUUACUUGGCAAAGGAACCAACAAUGUGUCUAUGUGCUGUUACUUUUG
This is a messenger RNA of Momordica charantia (bitter melon), 2100 nucleotides long. Its product is annotated as putative clathrin assembly protein At1g03050. Lineage: Eukaryota; Viridiplantae; Streptophyta; Magnoliopsida; Cucurbitales; Cucurbitaceae. Gene Ontology annotation, cellular component: clathrin-coated pit; clathrin-coated vesicle. Gene Ontology annotation, biological process: vesicle budding from membrane; clathrin-dependent endocytosis; clathrin coat assembly. Gene Ontology annotation, molecular function: phosphatidylinositol-4,5-bisphosphate binding; clathrin heavy chain binding; 1-phosphatidylinositol binding. The record is from RefSeq and is a predicted model, not a curated record.